This is a messenger RNA of Scophthalmus maximus (turbot), 3288 nucleotides long. Its product is annotated as desumoylating isopeptidase 1. The record is from RefSeq and is a predicted model, not a curated record. NCBI's taxonomy places the organism in Eukaryota, Metazoa, Chordata, Actinopteri, Pleuronectiformes, Scophthalmidae. Bases 129 to 635 code for a protein of 168 amino acids. Gene Ontology annotation, molecular function: peptidase activity. The transcript is spliced from 6 exons. Gene Ontology annotation, biological process: protein modification by small protein removal.
UGACGUCAUCUCGCGGCGCCCCGCCCAGUCAGCUGUGCGGUUAAAGAUACCUACUAGCCGAGCCAGCAAACAGAAAAACACAGCUAAAAAAAAAAGAAAGAAAGAAGACAUUUCAGGGGUUGUACAGUAUGGACAAGAAUACGACGCGGUACAAUGUCCAGCUGUAUAUUUAUGAUUUAUCGCGAGGAAUGGCUCGCAGCCUCAGCCCCAUCAUGCUAGGUAAACAGCUGGAUGGCAUAUGGCACACAGCUAUAGUGGCAUACGGCGAUGAGUUCUUCUUCGGAGGGGAGGGCAUCUCCAGCUGUUCGCCGGGCGGGACAAUGCUGGGACCUCCGGACACAGUAGUGGAGCUGGGCGAGACUGAGGUGUCCGAGGAAAUCUUCAUGGAUUACCUCUCCUCCCUGGGAGAAAGCACAUACAGAGGUGACCGGUAUCGUCUGUUUGAGCACAACUGCAACACCUUCACCAACGAGGUGGCUCAGUUUCUGACGGGCCACUCCAUCCCGUCCUACAUCACCGACCUUCCGUCCGAAGUCCUCUCCACACCAUUCGGCCAGAUACUGCGGCCGAUCCUGGACUCCAUCCACAUCGCCCCUCCAGGAGGCAACGUCAUCAACGGCGGCAGGAACCUCUAACCUGAGAGAGAGAACGUUCUCGAGGUCACUUCCAUCAUAGUCAGUCUUUGUAGAAGUCUCAACAAUAGUCUUUAUUUCUUUUCUUUCUUUCUUUCCUUGCAACUUUGGAAGCUAUAACCGAUAGACGACCAGUUAAUUCGUAAAAAUCAUUGAUUAAAUGUUAUUUCCUCCUUUAAUUCUAGUGGGUCGGUGAAAACAACUUUAGUGGCAACUCGCUGCCCACUUCAUGAACUUGAUCGUUCGCCUUGUUCAGUUGCGAUGAACUGAUAAACAGUUUGAAAGAAACAAAAAAAUAGGUGCAUUAAACCAGACCAGCAAAGCCUGACAUGAACAUUUACUUCUCUACACUGAACGUUUGAUGAGUGUGAUGGAUGUUGCCUCCUCAGAAAUAAUGUCUGUGGAGAGAUUUUUUCCCGAAGUAAUAUAUAAAUACAUAUAUAUUUCACUAGGUAUUUUAUUGAAGAGAUUUUAGGCACUGCAACUUUAUUUAGUUUACUGAUACUCAACAAGAUAUUGCAUAUCUGGUAGCUGUAAUUAUGAAAUACCUUAAAAUAGCUCUUGGCACAUUAGUGCAAGUUAAUUUAUUAUAUGAUAAUUUUUUUAAAUCCUCUGUAAAACUCUUUUCUCAUUCAUUGUAAAGGAAAAAAAAAUAUCUUAGUUCUUUUGUGUAGUUAUUCAAUGAGGAUUUUAGUUCCCGACAUAUCAGGUUUCUGCAGUGAAGAGCAUCUGCUGCUGACUUCAAUGGAAUUAAUCUGAGUGCAUGUUUAAUAUUCAAUUCAAUGGAUGGGGGUGGGGAAGACAAAGAAAAGUGUGGUUGAAUCUUUUAAUGUCCGAUUUUCAUUUUGCACUUUUAUGUUUGGUUGAACGUUUUGUUAUUUGGCAGCCUGCAUUUCGCAUCAGAAAUCGUUUUGUACCAGUAACAUUUGUCUGUGUUUCUCUCGGAUUCAGCUCCUCUCUGGUCGCUUCCUUGCUGUACCCGUGCAUCAUGAUUCCAUUUGUCACAGAGUUUGUGGUCCUGAUGAUAUGCUAUGCAGUUGGAUGAUUGAGGCCUCGGAGAGAGAGAGAGGUUAUAAGCUUACAUAAUAGAUUACAUAAAGUGUUUGUCUUUAUAGCAGGACUGGGAUCAGUUCACCAUAAAUUCAGUUGUGUCUGCGUAUACGAAAGUAAACCCUGGAAGAUGUAAGUGCCCGGCGAUCAGAUAGAUAGAUAGAUAAAAAUACUUUAUUGAUCCCAGGGGAAAUCUAGAAGCAGGGCAAGAAAAAAACACAAGAUGAAGUUACACGACGCCGUAAAAUCAUUUACCAGACAAUUCUGCUUUGUUUUAUUUUAACGUGUUGGAAAAAGGAAAACAGUUUUCUUUUGUCAGACAUAACCUAGCACGUGUGUUUGGUUUUAAAUCUACUUUCUGAUAUAAUAAAAGUUAACUACAGCCCAGUUCCAUCACGUAAGUUGUGCCUCUUGGCCGGUGCCAACAGCUCCAGAGGUAGAUGCUGAUCAUAGAUACACUUUGUUUCUUUCUUUUUAUUUCAAAUACAUAUGUUCCAGUUGCCAUGUGGGUUAAUUCUUAACUGUACACUACACCCAGAGAUAUUUUUUAACGUAUAGGUGACCGUAUGCAGGCCGAUGCCCUGCACACUUGACUUACUAACAACCUGCUCGCGUCCUUUAACAGCCACCAGAGUGUGUUUGAUGAACAACGCGCCUCUGUGCCUUCAUUUCCCUCCGCUUGGUCGCAGUCACACUGUCGGGGGUUUCGGCAUGGAUAUAGAAUAGCAUAGGCGGUGCAUUGCCAUGCAGUCUGAAUUAAAAACAAAAUGAGAUUGUUAAUGUACGAAGGUCCAGGAACCGUACAAAAUCUUAAAAAUGGUCAAAUGAGAUGAAAGUUGAACCUUAAAACUGACAAAUAUCCAUCACGCAAAGCACAUAAUGAAUUCAGUUCUUAACAGCAGCUGAACAUGUUCCAGAUUGAGCAACAUCUGGACCCAGCGUAGCCUCUUGCGGCAUUAUCCACUGCACUCUGCCAUCAGAGAGACAUAUAGCUGUCUUCAUAUUUAAGAUAAUGCACGCGUGCUUGAUCUGACUACGAUGAUGUGACACACGCUGAACCUCGCGAGCCUUUCGCCGCUUAAAACAGACAGAGUGAGGGAUGAAAGAAGCACAGACGAACAAUAAGUCGUCUCCAGCAACCAGCAUCAUAACUUUCAUCAUGUUCUCCUGCAAUAAAAUCAAACCUCGCACACACUUUACCUUCCCAGAAGCCUCUGCUGGAAGUCUAGCCCGACACAUGUAAGUAUUUGGCUACUUUUAGGGAUUAACACGUUAAACCGAGUCCCUGUUUUUUUAAGAGGCGCGAUACAGCUCAGGUGAAAUCUGGGUUCUGUCAUUUUUGCCUUCUGCUAACCGACUAACUGACUCAUGCCUAACCGGACCACUGAAAUGUAUCGUUGCACAUGAAGUCACCCCCUCUCUGUCGCUGUAACCUGUGUUGCUGCUGGCUGUUACCUGCGCUGUGAAAAUUGAAAUGGAUAUAUUUAUGGAUAUUAUUAUUAUAUUAUCUAAGCUAUAAUAUAUACAUUAAUGCGUAUUGUUUGUAUUGUUUUGUGUAAUUGUUUUUGUAAUUUAACCAAUACAUAAAGCCAGUGACCGCAAAAUU